Messenger RNA from Onthophagus taurus, 1101 nucleotides. RefSeq names its product Enoyl-CoA hydratase, short chain 1. Lineage: Eukaryota; Metazoa; Arthropoda; Insecta; Coleoptera; Scarabaeidae. Gene Ontology annotation, molecular function: catalytic activity. Gene Ontology annotation, cellular component: mitochondrion. Gene Ontology annotation, biological process: fatty acid beta-oxidation. The record is from RefSeq and is a predicted model, not a curated record.
UUUACAGUAAAUUUGGUCGAUUGGUUUGACCUCGACUGUUAAGUUGAGUUGAGUUGAACUUCGUAUCUACUGAUUUUUUCACUUUUUACCGAGUUCUCGAGCUGUUUUUCGUUCGCAUUCUCCGUUCGGUCUCGAAAUAGACAACAUGGCAACAAGAACUUUAGCGAAAUUCAUGUACGGAAAAGUUCAAUCCAACAUUAUCCGUCCAAAUAUAGUUAAUGGAGCGAAAUUAUUCAGCACUACGAACCCGGCCCUUGCUCAAGCAAACUAUGAAUUCAUCAAAGUAGAAACAACGGGGGCUAACAAAAAUGUAGGUUUGAUUACAUUGAAUCGCCCCAAAGCUUUAAACGCUCUUUGCAAUGGAUUAAUGACCGAAGUGGCUCAAGCUAUUGAUACACUUGAGAAGGAUAAAAGCGUUGGUGCUAUUGUUAUAACUGGUAGUGAGAAAGCUUUUGCUGCAGGAGCUGAUAUUAAAGAGAUGCAAAAUAAUACUUACGCACAAUGUAUUUCUGGGAAUUUUUUGAGCCACUGGAAUAGAGUUGCUGAAAGCACCAAACCUGUUAUCGCCGCUGUUAAUGGAUAUGCUUUAGGAGGAGGUUGUGAAUUAGCAAUGAUGUGCGAUAUAAUUUACGCCGGUGAAAAAGCAAAAUUCGGCCAACCGGAAAUUUUAAUUGGAACAAUUCCCGGAGCCGGUGGCACCCAACGUUUACCAAGAUACGUUGGAAAAUCAAAAGCGAUGGAAAUCGUUUUAACCGGUGAUCAAAUCACCGCCCAAGACGCCGAAAAAAUGGGAUUAGUAAGCAAAAUUUUCCCCGCGGAUCAAUUGGUGAACGAAGCCGUUAAAUUGGGUGAAAAAAUCUCGAAGAAUUCACCUUUAAUCGUUUCCAUGUGUAAAGAAUCCGUUAAUACGGCGUAUGAAACGACUCUCCGCGAAGGUUUACACUUUGAAAAGAGAACUUUCCAUGGUACAUUUGCCACUAAAGAUCGUAAAGAAGGAAUGACCGCUUUUGUUGAGAAGCGCCCACCUAAAUUUAUUGCUGAAUAAAUUAAAAACAAUAUAAAAAUGUUUAUUUUUUGUAAUAAUAAAUUCAUCAUCAUUUA